AUGCUGAUGGAAAGUUUGGAACCGAUUUUGCGCCCUGCAGAUUAUAUAGGUUCGUUUCUUGUUUCUGGUAAAGAUCAUCACGAAAGAGCUGAAAUAGUGCGUCAAAAGUUGGAAGCGGCUCGUAAAUAUACCCACAGUAAACCAAUUAUCUUGCUGAUAUCUUUAAGUGGAGUUAAAGUUUGUCAUGAAAAUAAGGAGCGCGUUUAUAUGGCUCAUGCACUUCGACGAAUUUCGUAUGCUACCUGUGACCCAGAAAAUCUUCAGUUUGCCUUCCUUGCCAGGGAACCAAAAGCACAACCGAAUGUCCAAUAUUGUCAUGCAUUCGUCACUAUAACACCUGAAGCAGCUGAGGAACUGAAUACCAUAAUGGGAGAGGUUUUUCGCUUAGCGUAUGCCCAGCAACGUCUUAAUACAGUAUCUAACAAUCCUGUUUUGUUUCACCAGUUUGGUAAGCAUAUACCAGUUUGUCAGGUUCAGCAAGCUCCCGUAACUGUCACAUGUUCUGUUUCUGCUAACCAGGAUAACUCAGUGAGCACAAAAUCUUCAAGUCAAGCUGUUUACUCUGUCAACUUAAAUCCGACCAAUCAAAUAUCCAUGCCUAGCAAACUUCUCCCACCUUUACCAGAAGCUGAUCAUUGUGCAGCAAGUAACCAGACACCUGUUUCUGUCCAGUUUGAAGUGAACAAUGUUCCAUCAAGUGAAGUUUGUGCUGUCGGUGAUAGACAGAGAGGAAGUAAACCUCAUAAACAUAAACAUCACAAGCAUCAUCAUCGUCAUAAAUUACGAGAUGCAACAACAAGUACGUGUGAACAACUUUUAGGUUCGAGCGACUCUGUUGACCCUACUAUUAAAGUUAAUGAAUUGGAAGGACUCAUAAUGAAAAGUGAACAGAUAAAGCCACCUCCCCCACCACCGCGUUCUCAUUCAUCAGUAACUUCAUCUACGCAGCUCUCAACUAAGAAUAUCACAUCUACCCCAGCUGCAAAUCACCAAAGCCCAAUUUUAAAGCAUCAUGAAAAAUUACACGAAAUGGAAGUAAAUAAAACCCUACAUGAAAUGACUGAAGAUCCUACUGAGGUUUUACUGUCAAGACCUAAAUCUACGACAUCUGCACUGGCACAACACUUCUACGAUAUGGCUGAUCAUCGCAGCUGUGGUGGUAUCGCUCCUAACAAAGAAACUCCUAUUCCAGAAAAAGAUAUUCAAGAAAGUAACACUGAAUUUAUCAAUGAUAGUGCUCCAGCCAAUACGUCUACAGCAACAACGACGUCAUCAUCAACUACUGGGUGCUCAACCGCUACAUCUGGCUCUGGUCAUCCUGACUCGAGUUCUGAUAAUAGUUUACCGAUUAGCAAACGUUGUACAUGCACUCCAGGUUGCACCAGUGGUGAACAUACGUGCGUAAUAUUUGAUAAUAAUCCGCAUCCUGCAGAUUCGAAUCAGUUGCUGAAACCCACUGAACAGCACCUUCCCGUUCCUCCCACAUCUCCUUGCUCCACUCCAAACGUCCCUACACAAAAUGUUCCAGAUGAUAUAAAUGAGUUGUCGCAUGCUCCUUGGUAUCUUCCAGAUUUACCACGUGAAAAGGCUUUGGAAAUGCUUGCCAAACAACCUCCUGGAAGUUUUGUUGUCCGAGAUAGCGGAAGUCAUCCGAAUAGUUUUGCGUUAUCAGUACGUUCUAGUAAUGGACAAGUAGCUGGUGGCUGUUUCCAUUCUAGACAACCACAUAUGCCAGGAAGUCGAAUCAAAGAUACAUCCUCCCAGUUGACAUCAGUUUAUCCAUCUUCUGCAAGUGGAAUAACUCACUUUCUUAUCCAGAAGACAUCUGGAGGUGGUGUGAAACUCAAAGGAUUAGAUAAAGAAUGGCCGUCACUUGCUUGUCUUGUUUUACACUUAACUGUAAUGCCUGAAAUGCUCCCUUGCCCACUUCGACUUCCAAGAGCUGCAGCAAAUCCCACCUUUUCGCCUACUGACCAUUGUGUUGGUCACAAUGACUUUGAGAAACCGCCUAAUAUUACUCCGUCACAAUUUCGUCCAAUGUGCAAUGCCUUACAACGUGUAACAGAUACAAUUUCACUAGAUGAAGCUUUAGCUCGUCUAACAGAUGAAGACGAAGAUUAUCAACGUUUAUCUGAUUUCUCUUCCAUUAUGGCUGAUUUAAAAUUACAGCCUAGAAAUGUGAAUAGAAAACAUAAAGUUUCAUCUAAAUCCGGUGGCCGUGGUAGAUAA
Molecule: messenger RNA, 2229 nt
Organism: Schistosoma margrebowiei
Lineage: Eukaryota; Metazoa; Platyhelminthes; Trematoda; Strigeidida; Schistosomatidae
Source: the annotation of a GenBank genome assembly